GUGCAGUCAGUGGAGAUCCCAAAACGAAAAUGCUAAACGAAGUAUACUAAGGAGGAACGAGAAAGUUGAGUGACAGAUUCAAAAACUCUGGUUUGGAAAGAAAAGUAAUCAAGAAACUUUGUCAAGUAUUUUAUAUUGGACAUAUACUGAAACGAUGAUCAGAAGCGGGUACGGUAUCUAAGAAGGACUGUGAACCAUUUCUACUGCUGUGCUAGAGGUCUCCUGAAGAGCGUAACACAGAAAGGAGGCCUUUGACUUUGAGGAUCUUGCCUGUAUUGUGGAUUAGUUUUUACCCCCUACAUUUCUUCUGCACCUCCUCCUCAGCUCGGAGCAGCGGAGGAGGCGAAAGCGUAGCUCUUGCAGUAAUGAAGUACAGCUACCAGAACCUCGUGUCUCAGUACACACGUCCGAGCACAUAUACACCAACACACUACACCCCUACGCAUUACACACCGAAGCAGUACUCUACAAGCUCCUACUCCACAAGUUACUACAGCCCGGAAAAGUACACACCGACCUACUACACUCCUCCUGCUUACACUUCGGCUUACAAAAGCACUUCUUCCUCAUACAAGCCAGUCUACAACAAGGCCUCACAAUAUGUCAGCAAUCAGAGUACACCUGUACAUCAGACAUCCGUUGUAACACGCAAGCCUGCUCGGACUGUCCGCUUUACCAACGAUGUCAUCUUCCAGGACCAUGUCCGGCAUGGAGAUCUGGAAAUGGUUGGCCGCUUUAUGAGAGCGCGGAAAGUGCGAGUGGAUACAAUCUUCCAUUCUGGCAUGGCAGCUCUCCAUGAGGCUGUUCUCGCAGGGAACCUGGAGUGUGUGAAGCUUCUUAUAAAAUAUGGAGCUGAUGUUCAUCAAAGAGAUGAGGACGGCUGGACACCUUUGCACAUGGCCUGCAGUGAUGGCUACCCUGAGAUUGCGAAGUAUCUGCUUUCUUUAGGGGCUAGUACAGAAGCUGAGAAUGCAAACGGGGAGAAGCCAGCAGAUCUUAUUGACCCUGACUGCAAAGAGCUGGUCAAACUGUUUGAAGUGGGCUGUGGCUAACGGGCAGCAAAAGGAAACACCCCCCGACACACACACACCCAAAAAACUACAAGAAAAUGGUUCCUCUGGACUCAAGUCUGUCUAAGAGGAUGGAGCUACUAUAAUGGAAGAAGGAAAUUAAGAUAUUUUCUUAUGUGAUAGAAAAAUCACCUUUUUGUGCAUGUCCAUAUAGGAAUAUACUGUAAGUGCUUGCUGCUUUCCUUCAUACAUACUGUAUACUUUUUUUCGUACUGUCAUAUUUCCAUCCUAAAAAAUCUCCCUUCCCAACUACGCAGUUACUACACACAUGCUAUUGCCUCUGAAUGUCUGAGUACAGCAUGACCUUCUUCCGGAGCUCGGAUUACACUGCACCCUAACUCCGGACACAGCCAUAUCCUUUCAUCAAUGUAGUAAAGAACUCCAUCCAGUGCAGGCCUUACAUUUCGAGCAUGACGGUUCUCAUUUAAAAUCACACAAGGGCCUGAUAUAAUGUUCAGAGGUUUGUGCAUAAUACAUAAAAUGUAGCUAAGCACACAAUUCUGCCAGUGGUUUAAGGUGCUUGUAACACAAGGUAUAUGUACUUGACCUGAACCUGUUCAGAACAGAAAUGGAUCUCUUGUCUGCAGGGCAGCUUGAGACAACACUAUAAACAUGUGCAUUUUAAGAAUGAAAAGUGUAUAUCAGCAAAAUACUGUACUUUCUGUACUGCGAAAUGUGAGUGCACUAUUUCUACAAAACAUGUGGAAUUUGUCAUGUAAAGUCUUAUGUUUUUCUCUUUUUUACCGUUUUCAUAAAUAAAGGUGCUUUUUAUCGCUUUA
Molecule: messenger RNA, 1849 nt
Organism: Clarias gariepinus (North African catfish)
Lineage: Eukaryota; Metazoa; Chordata; Actinopteri; Siluriformes; Clariidae
Gene: ppp1r27a
Product: protein phosphatase 1, regulatory subunit 27a
Exons: 3
Coding region: 366-1052 (228 amino acids)
Molecular function (GO): phosphatase binding
Source: RefSeq, a predicted model, not a curated record